UCCCAUUCACACACGUCUCACACCAGCAUACACAGAUGGAGGCUACUCGGUCUUGACAAAGCGUGGAGACCGUGGAAACUUUGCUGGACCCAAGGACCCGAAGAAAGAGAAGGAGAAAAAAGGAGAAAAGGAGAGGGGGAUAAUAAUGGAGUGUAAGGAGAAUGUGAUCCACUACCUCAGCUGGGGGUUCAUCAUCAGUGGGGUGGCGUAUCUCUUUCAGCAGACCAGGACCCAGACCCCGUACGGACGCUACGUGACCUCGGAUGGGACCCCAGGGAGGACCUGUCCUGCCAAGCUGGCCUGGUUCCUCCAGGAACUGCCUUCUUUCCUGGUGCCCAUGCUCCUUCUGCUAUCAACUGACACACAGCCCAGCCUGGGCAAAGACCUUCUUCUCUGGACCUUCUGUCUGCACUACUUCCAAAGAACAUUCAUCUACUCCUUGCGGACCAAAGGCCGCCCUUCCCCUCUCUACAUUGUCUUCUCUGCGGUAGUCUUCUGCUCUGUCAACGGUUUUCUCCAAGGCCACUACAUGCUCCACUGUGCCACGUACGACGAUGCGUGGCAGACCGACAUUCGUCUGUACACCGGUUUGCUGAUAUUUUUCCUGGGAAUGGCCAUCAACAUUCACAGUGACCACAUUCUUCUAAAUUUGAGAAAACCUGGAGAAGUUGUUUACAAGAUUCCCAAAGGGGGAAUGUUUGAGUAUGUCUCCGGAGCAAACUUCUUUGGAGAGAUUAUGGAGUGGUGCGGGUAUGCCCUAGCAACGUGGUCCCUGCCGACAUUCUCCUUUGCCCUUUUCACUAUGUGCUCGAUCGGACCGCGGGCCUACCACCACCACAGGUACUACCAAGAGAAGUUUGAAGACUACCCCCAGUCGAGGAAAGCUGUGAUACCUUUCAUAUUAUAAGAAGAACAGCAAAACAGAGAAGCCUUAAUAAAUGGACUGACCUAGCUAAAAUCAUUAGUCAUAGCCAUGAUAUUGGCAUUUACGGAACUCUGAAAUGAAAUGCUUUCAUUAACUAGACAUAUUCCUCUCAUCUCAAUUGUAUUCAGAGCUAGAUCAUAUUUCACACCUGCAGCAACAGAUCUGUAAUACCAUACUCCCAAAUGCUUGGAGGAAUGAAGUAUGUGGCAGCAUUCGGCAUGGUCAAAGCUCAAUGAAGGAUAAAGAAUUCAGGGUGAAGAGAAAGGGGGUGGUGGGUAGGUCUUGAAGGAAUAAAGGAAAAACCUUUUUUUUUUUCAUUCGAAAGGGACGACUGACUGCCUUUUCUUCAUUGUGCAAAAAGUGAUUUCUUAGAUGCACCACUUCACUUUUGGAAAGGCUCAUUAAACCUCCGCUUAUUUA
This is a messenger RNA of Oncorhynchus keta (chum salmon), 1345 nucleotides long. RefSeq names its product 3-oxo-5-alpha-steroid 4-dehydrogenase 2-like. Gene Ontology annotation, biological process: steroid biosynthetic process. The record is from RefSeq and is a predicted model, not a curated record. NCBI's taxonomy places the organism in Eukaryota, Metazoa, Chordata, Actinopteri, Salmoniformes, Salmonidae. Gene Ontology annotation, cellular component: membrane. The transcript has 5 exons. Gene Ontology annotation, molecular function: 3-oxo-5-alpha-steroid 4-dehydrogenase activity. The coding region runs from base 146 to 907 and encodes 253 amino acids.